AAACAUUAUAAGCUAGCAAACUUUUUCAUGUAUUCAUUUCACACACCUUGACAUUCUGAAUCGACUUCAAGUAUUACAUAUUGAUAUUGGUCUCAUUAUUAAUUCCAUGAUCUCAUUUGCAGAAGUCAUGCUUAGUCAUACUUUAGUUUAACUGGUUGUGGACCUUGUGUUCAUGAUCCUUCACUUGAUUUUGAUCUUCUUCCAGGAAGUUCUAUGGGUCAUAAUAAUCUGCAAUAUCAGACAUGGAUAAGCCUCUUAUGACCGACAUUGCUUUGACUGCAAUGGAAGAGUUGCUUAGGUUUUUCAUGGAUUGUCUUUGUAGCACCAUUUCAUAUUCCAUAACUGGGAAGCUUUCCUUCUCCGCAACCUUAAAAACUACAUUCACACCGAUUGGUUUCUAUCAUCCCCUGCAAAUGGGUCGCUCUAUAAUUGCGGUUAGUGUCUUCAUCAACUUAAAAAGUAUACACUUGUUUGUUUCUGAAUUGGUUCAUAAUGAUGUGUUUGUUCAUCUAAGGCUUGCGUUACCUCUUAUCCUUCUUCAGGAAGGACCAAAAACGGGAAAGAAGUGAUUGUUAAUCCACAUCGAGUGUGAAGAUGACGAGGCGGUCUGUGUCUAUUAUGAAGUGCACAUUGUUCUUGCUGUUUCUGCUGAAGAUCAAAUGUGUAUUCACGGAUUCCGAUUAUUUGAUCGGUCUUGGAAGCUAUGACAUCACGGGACCUGCAGCUGAUGUCUACAUGAUGGGAUAUGCUAACAUGGAACAAGUAACAUCCGGUGUUCACUUCAGGCUCAGAGCUCGCACUUUCAUUGUGGGUGAGCAUCUUUAAGCCCUCUUAUUUACUCACACUUUUAAACUUGACAAGUUAAUGAUCAUGGUGCGACUUUUUUUCUGUAAUAAAAACUACAGAAACAUCUUAAACAUUUAUACUACUUUUUUCCCAUUUUUAAAACAUCUUAAACAUUUAUACUACUUUUAAUCUAUGUAAACUUUUAAAAUUUCAAAAACUAUAUUUUCAAAAUAAGAUACCCAUAAUUAUAUACCACCAUUGGAGGAUACAAUUUUAAUUAAGAGAUCAAGAGUUCUUAGAAUUUAAACAGUAUAUAAUUAAUUCAUAAAAAAAUCAAAUAGUACAUAAGAGGCUCAAAAUUAAAACCCCCAAUGGGGAUGACCUUAGGAUCGAUCACUAACAAAUUUUGGUUGUUUUCAUUUUAAUUAUUUAUUUUUAAAUCUAAGCAACUCUUAAGAUAUUGCUAAUAACCUGUGAUGGAGAUGACCUGUUUCGUUUGCGAUUUAUGUGGUUCCUCAUCUUAUGUAUAAAGAUGUUUGUGAUGUUUUGUCCUUUCCCAUUUGUCAUUGUUUACACUUACAAGAAGAGGCGAAGAGCUUCAAUGCUCCAUAUAAAUAUUCAGAACGUCGUCGUAUAGUCCUGCUUUGUUAAAGCGACAAGCAUCCAUCUGUAUUCUUAACGGUUAAAGUUUUCACUUAUGUCAACUUUUAUUGCUUACAUCUUAUCAACUAUAUGUAUCAACAAAUAUGUUCUCAACAGUCUCUGCCACUC
Camelina sativa (false flax) is the source of this 1557-nucleotide messenger RNA. The record is from RefSeq and is a predicted model, not a curated record. Lineage: Eukaryota; Viridiplantae; Streptophyta; Magnoliopsida; Brassicales; Brassicaceae.